AUGGAUCCGACCUUGAACGCCGAAGCUACCGAGCCGCCUGCGGUUUCAGUCGCGGAAAAGAGGCCGAUUCAGAAUGGAGCUGAAGGAGAAUUGGGGACCCAAUUCAACAAGAAGCCCAGAUUGGGACCCAAUUCGGAGAAGGACCUCAGGAGAGUGGCGGAGAUUGUGUUGGUCUUGUCGACAAUGGCCAAGAUUCGAGGAGGGAAGAAGCCCACGGAGCCCGAGAUUGGACUUAUGGGGGAAGCUAGGUCGAAGCUGGUGGAGCUAUGUGAAGGCUUGGCGCCUAAGGAUAUUGUGGCUAGGGAUGCAAUUGGAGCUGUCAUUGAGGAUUUGGGGCUUAAUGGCAAGCUUAAGGAACAGAGAUUAGGGUUUCGGGGUACCAAGUUGACCAUCGCUGAGAAGUUUUCGCUGACAAAGAAGAAGAUGGAAGAAUCCAAGAAAUACUCUGCACAACCUGCUACAUAUCCAUCUCCCCCAUUAAAAACAAACUUCAAUGCAGCAGCUGAAACCCAUGGGAUGUCACAUACUGUUCGUAUGAUUCCAACUGACAAACCAAGUCAUGCACCGAUCUCCGGAGGUUUCCCAGCGUCUUCUUCUGUGGUUCAUGUAUCUACAGUAACUCCUACAUCUGCACAGUAUCAGUUGCCCACCAAUGAAGUUAGAGCAUCCAUGGUUUCUAGUGGUUUGCCUAGCAGUCAUCUAGGAAGGGAUUCUUCUUCCCCUGCCUUGCCUAGAGUUGAAAGAGCACAGUUCAGAUCAGAUGGAGGACCAAAUGGGCCUUCUUAUGCAUUUCAAGUACAAGCAAAUUCUGCUGCAAAUCAUCCACCAGUGAAUGCUCCAACUUGGUCAGUGCAAACUCAAUCUGCUAAAAGUGGAACGGAAUACAAGGUGCCAAAUCAUACUUCUGUCAAAGCUGAAGGAAAUGCUGGUAUGAGUGUGCCACAGAUGACUCCUGUAGCAGCACGAGAUCAGAAUAUCAGGCCAUUUGUCUCACAAACAGCUUCUGGAAAUUUACCUGGUGUACAGCAGCCUUUGCAACAGAUGCACUUUGUUCAAGCUCCUUCACUUCCUAAUAAUCACAAUGAGAUUGCGAAAAUUAUUCAGAAAUUAUUACAACCACAGCCUCCUGAGCAUCCUACAUGGAUUCCUCCAUCAAGGGAUUACAUGAGCAAGGCUUUGACUUGCCAAAGUUGCCAGAUUACCAUCACUGAGGUAGAAGGUGUUCUUAUUUGUGAUGCAUGCGAGAGAGGAUAUCACAUAAUGUGUGCACAGUCAACUAAUCAGAGAGGAAUUCCUAGAGGUGAGUGGCACUGCAUGAGGUGCUUGUCGCUAAGCAAUGGAAAGCCUUUGCCUCCUAAAUAUGGACGUGUGAUGAGAAGUAACAUACAAGUAAAAAUCCCUUCCAACACAGCUGGAAUUCAAAUGUCCUCGGAGAAUAAACUGGGUGCCUUGGAUCCCAAGGUCAAUCAGCAGAAGAUAACUGCAAACGGGAGCUCUGCUUUCCAAAAUCCUGCUCAUAUUGGUAGUGGAGGCAGCAACCAUGUUGAGUCAGCAUUGGAUCCGAAGAUUUCAAAUGCUAAAGAGUUUGAACAAAAUAAUUUCCCCUCGAGCAAUAAAAAUAUGGACGAGAGACCUUUUUCUGGAAGUUUCUCAUCAAGUGAACGGUUAUCUCAACCAAAAGAUACUUCUGAAUCAAAAGCAGAGCCUCCUGCUGAUUCAUCUAACAAAGAUACUGAUAAGUCUGAUCAUUCCCAACCCUCUUCCAACCCACAAGUUGUGGACGGUGCAGCGCUGCCAAACUGUUCGAAGAUUUCAAAUGCAAAAGAGUGUCAACAAAAUAAUUUCCCAUCGAGCAAUAAAAAUAUGGAUGAGAGACCUUUUUCUGGAAGUUGCUCGUCAAGUGAACGGUUAUCUCAACCAAAAGAUACUUCUGAAUCAUCUAGAUCUGAUGAGAGACCUUCUGAAUCAAAAGCAGAGCCUCCAGCUGAUUCAUCUAACAAAGAUACUGAUAAGUUUGAUAAUUCCCAACCCUCUUCCAACCCAAAAGUUGUGGAUGGAGCAGCGCUGCCAAACUGUGCGGAAGUUCCAUCAAAGAAAUGUGAUGACCAUAAUCAUGCUUUGAAAGACCCAGAUAUUUCUCACUCAGGAGGAAAUCCUGACUAUUCUUUAAGAUACGACAUCAAACGGGAUGACCAAGGAGGUGCACAAGCAAAUACUUGUGAAAGUUCUGUAGCUAGUGGUAGGGCUUUAGACCAUUCUGGAUUGUCUACAGAUGGCUUGAAGGCUGUUCAAUGGAUUGGCGAUGCGGUUCAAGUUAACGAUGAAAAAUUAUUUUACUGUACUUGUUGCGUUGAUGGGGUAAUGUAUAAGCUGCAAGAUCAUGCUCUUUUCCACUCUAGUCUUGGAAAAUUGAUACCCUCAAAGCUUCAAUCCAUGUGGGAGGAUAGAAAAACUGGGUCAAAGUGGGUUAUUGUCAACAGGUGCUACUUUCCUGGUGAUUUGCCAGAGAAUGUUGGUCGCCCAUCUACACCUGAAAGCAAUGAGGUCUAUGAAUCUAAUCAUGAUAGCACGGUAAUGGCAGGCUUGAUUCAAGGUCCAUGUGAAGUUCUUACUCCUACUAAGUUCAGCAAAGAAUGUGAAAAACGGAGCAACUUAGGACCUGAGGCAAAUAAUGAAUUACAACCAAUAUUCCUGUGCAAAUGGAUUUAUGAUGAGUUUAAAGGAUUAUUGCAGCCUGUGUCCCAGUAA
This is a messenger RNA of Prunus armeniaca (apricot), 2748 nucleotides long. The record is from the annotation of a GenBank genome assembly. NCBI's taxonomy places the organism in Eukaryota, Viridiplantae, Streptophyta, Magnoliopsida, Rosales, Rosaceae.